This is a messenger RNA of Harpegnathos saltator (Jerdon's jumping ant), 2770 nucleotides long. RefSeq names its product signal peptide peptidase-like protein (gene SppL). Bases 1 to 1185 code for a protein of 394 amino acids. Gene Ontology annotation, biological process: membrane protein proteolysis. The record is from RefSeq and is a predicted model, not a curated record. Gene Ontology annotation, cellular component: lumenal side of endoplasmic reticulum membrane; cytoplasmic side of endoplasmic reticulum membrane; Golgi-associated vesicle membrane. Lineage: Eukaryota; Metazoa; Arthropoda; Insecta; Hymenoptera; Formicidae. Gene Ontology annotation, molecular function: aspartic endopeptidase activity, intramembrane cleaving. The transcript is spliced from 5 exons.
AUGGCCACGUAUCAGGUCGACUACCAGUGGGCUUAUUCCAUAAUGGAUUCAUCUAGGAUAUCCACUUUCCUAAUAUCAAUUUUACUGAUAGUUUAUGGUAGUUUUCGAUCUCUGAAUAUGGAGCAGGAAGCAAGAGAAAGAGAAAAGGAGAAGGAACGUAGUAACUUAUUGACUGGGAUUACGAGUAACGGUAGCACCGGUAAUGCGGAUGGUGCCAAUGGAGGAAGAGUUCAAACUCUAGAUACAAUGCAUGCUCUCUGUCUACCUCUCGGUGCUUCCAUUUCUCUACUCGUCAUGUUUUUCUUCUUCGACAGUAUGCAGAUGCUUCUUGCAAUUUGUACAGCCAUUAUAGCUACAGUUGCAUUGGCGUUUCUUUUACUGCCUAUGUGUCAGUACAUUAUCAGGCCAUGCUCCGAUGGCAAUAAAAUAUCCUUUGGUAUCUGCGGAAGGUUUACCGGUGCCGAACUACUCUCAUUUUCGCUUAGUGUGAGUAUAGUGUGCAUCUGGGUCUUGACUGGACAUUGGCUGCUGAUGGAUGCGAUGGGUAUGGGCCUGUGUGUGGCAUUUAUUGCAUUUGUUCGACUACCUAGUCUCAAGGUAUCCACAUUACUAUUAACCGGUCUGCUGAUUUACGAUGUCUUCUGGGUUUUCUUUUCAUCCUAUAUAUUCAGCACAAACGUAAUGGUUAAGGUAGCGACUAGGCCUGCAGAUAAUCCAGUGAGUGUCGUAGCUAGGAGAUUACAUUUAGGCGGCGUGGCCAGAGCCGCACCGAAAUUACCUUUACCUGGAAAAUUGGUAUUUCCAUCGAUGCAUCAAGCGGGACACUUCUCGAUGUUGGGCUUGGGCGACGUUGUUAUGCCUGGUCUACUACUCUGUUUUGUCUUGCGUUACGAUGCGUAUAAGAAGACUCAGCUGUUGCCCGGUGGCUGUGAAACAGGAGUACCGCCGCCACGUCAUCUCAGUCGAAUUAGCUAUUUUCAUUGCUCCUUGAUCGGUUAUUUUCUUGGUCUACUUACCGCCACUGUAAGCUCUGAGGUGUUCAAAGCUGCGCAGCCUGCCUUAUUGUACCUUGUGCCCUUCACUCUGUUGCCAUUGCUGACAAUGGCAUAUUUGAAGGGAGAUUUACGUCGGAUGUGGAGUGAACCAUUCAUAUCUCAACAACCUUCAAAACAUAUGGAAGUUUGACAAGAGUCAUGGCUUCCUGUAUAUUGUACUGUAUUGGAUGCAAAAGUCUUGCAUGAGAUUCAUCACCAUAUAACUUCGUACUCUUGUUUUCAUCAAGAUCAUUUUAUGUAAGUAAUUUUUUCUACAUAUACACAACAUGCGCAUAUGAUACAUUCACAUUCUUUUUCAAGUCAAUAUGACACACAGAGGACAAUUCAGAUCUAAAGAUCAAUGCAAUUUUUUGCGGUGUGAAUGAAAAUUAUACCGCAUGAAUAAUUUAGAUGUAAUAUAAUGUCACACGAGUGUAAUGUUAGCGCUGCAAAGAAAACUUUUUACCGGAAUGAUAUAGAAAGAAAGGUUGCGUUCAGCAGAAAAAGCAGCUUUACAACCGUUGUGAGAUUUCCCACUGAACACCAUCUGGCGACUUAUGUUUUUCCAAAGUUCUACCUAAGCAAUCAUCUAUUCUAGCAUAUUAAAAAUACGCUUGAUAAGCGCUGGUGAAAACGUAACCGCUUAUAAUCGUGAAAAAGAGCGUUCAGCAGAACCUUACAGCUGUUGAAAAUGCAGCACAAAAUGCUAAUGCUAGCGCUAACUUCUGCUGAACGCAGCCGUUGACUCUCUGAGAAUAUUUCCAGAAUGCCAAGUGACACAUUAUUAUUGGCAUUCUUUCUGUGUCUUAACUUGAUGUUGAGGAUAUGAAUAGAUAUUGUGCAGUAGAUAACGCAACUGAUAAUUAUCGUCUCAUCUCAAGCUACUAUAUAACAACUAAAAACUAUAUAUUAUGUGGUUAAUAUAACGAACGAACGACAGUCUUUCACUUCUACUGUAGAAUUAUUAUAAUGAAAAAAUGUAAAAUGUUUUUUCGAAGUAUUUACUUUCAACAAUCAGACAAAGUUAAAUGCUGCUGCUUUGAAAUUUAGUUACGAAUAGAGUGGAGGAACUCUUCGCAAAAUAUCAUUUUGUUUUGCUACUCAACCAGAAUCGAAUUACUUGUACGUAAUAUGUAUAGUUAUGAUUAGGAUAAUUUAUACAUAAACUAUCGGAACGCGUUUGGAUAAGAAUCCAAUACACAUAUGCGUGUUGGUUGUGACUUUAUUUUAAAGUUGGUUUAAUGCUGAGCAGAGUAAUAUAAUACUAUUAUAUAUAUGCAUACAUAUAUAUAAAUACAUAUUGAUUAUCAUUUUUAUAUGUUUAAAUGCACAAAUUUGCAAUUCGUGGUAAUCAAGUGGCACGCUUUCUGAUAUCGUGUUUUCUUUUAUUGCUUGCUUAUUGUUGAAACAAAUCUAUCUCGGGGAAUUUAUUUAAUGUUAUUUUCAAAAUAUAAAUAGAAUAUAGUGUGAUUAUAUAAUAUGAGAACUGCACUAUCAUUGGAUAUAAUUACAACGAGAUUUGUUUCUGAAUGUGAAAGUUUCUAAUCAAGCUCCUGCUAUGGAUAGGCUGUCAGAAAGACUAUAUGUUUAUUUAAGGACAAGACUGAAGAUAAUAUGUAUGAAAGCCAAUUUAUUAAGUAACUUCUGAAAGAAAUAAACGCGCGCGAGAUUUUCCAUUCUACCUUUCUCUUGGAUCCAAUUUAUGUAGUAUCUUAUAACUAAUAAUAUAUAAUAUA